Molecule: messenger RNA, 1525 nt
Organism: Brassica oleracea var. oleracea
Lineage: Eukaryota; Viridiplantae; Streptophyta; Magnoliopsida; Brassicales; Brassicaceae
Product: S-locus-specific glycoprotein S13-like
Exons: 2
Coding region: 26-1345 (439 amino acids)
Biological process (GO): recognition of pollen
Source: RefSeq, a predicted model, not a curated record
AAAGGAAAGGAAGUGGUGGGGAGAGAUGAAAGGGGUAAAGAACAUUUACCACCAUUCUUACACCUUCUCGUUCUUGCUAGUCUUCCUUGUCUUGAUUCUAUUUCAUCCGGCCCUUUCGACCUAUGUCAACACUAUGUUGUCUUCAGAAUCUCUCACAAUCUCAAGCAAGAGAACACUUGUAUCUUCCGGUGGAGUCUUCGAGCUUGGUUUCUUCAAACCCUCGGGACGCUCGCGUUGGUAUCUCGGAAUAUGGUAUAAGGUCCCCCGGAGGACCUACGCAUGGGUCGCCAACAGAGACAACCCUCUCCCCAAUUCCAGUGGAACCCUCAAAAUCUCUGGCAACAAUCUUGUCCUGCUAGGUCAGUCUAAUAACACUGUUUGGUCGACAAAUCUUACUAGAUGUAAUUUGAGAUCUCCAGUGAUAGCAGAGCUUCUGCCCAACGGUAAUUUUGUAAUGAGAUACUCCAACAACAAAGACUCAAGUGGGUUCUUGUGGCAGAGUUUCGAUUCUCCGACAGAUACUUUACUUCCGGAUAUGAAACUAGGUUACGAUCUCAAAACAGGCCGCAACAGGUUCCUUACAUCAUGGAGAUCAUAUGAUGAUCCGUCAAGCGGGAAUACCACGUACAAACUCGACAUUCGAAGGGGAUUGCCUGAGUUUAUUCUUCUUAUAAAUCAACGUGUUGAAAUACAAAGGAGCGGUCCGUGGAAUGGAAUCGAGUUUAGUGGCAUACCGGAGGUGCAAGGAUUAAAUUACAUGGUUUACAAUUAUACGGAGAACAAUAAAGAGAUCGCUUACUCGUUCCAUAUGACCAACCAAAGCAUCCACUCCAGAUUGACAGUCAGUGACUAUACACUCAAUCGAUUCACGUGGAUCCCGCCAUCACGGGGGUGGAGCCUGUUCUGGGUUUUACCAACGGACGUGUGCGAUUCGCUUUACUUCUGUGGAUCUUAUUCUUACUGUGACCUAACCACGUCACCUAACUGUAACUGUAUUAGAGGGUUCGUUCCCAAGAACAGUCAGCGGUGGGACUUGAAAGACGGAUCACAGGGGUGUGUGAGGAGGACGCGGCUGAGCGGUAGUGGAGAUGGGUUUUUGCGGUUAAAUAACAUGAAGUUGCCGGAUACUAAGACUGCGACGGUGGAUCGGACCAUUGAUGUGAAAAAAUGUGAAGCGAGGUGUCUUAGCGAUUGUAACUGUACGUCGUUUGCUAUUGUGGAUGUUCGAAACGGCGGAUUGGGUUGUGUGUUUUGGACCGGAGAGCUCGUUGAGAUCAGGAAAUACGCCGUCGGUGGUCAAGAUCUUUACGUCAGAUUGAAUGCUGCUGAUCUAGGCACUGGCUAACUCUAAUAAGGAAGAUGCAUAAAAUAUGGUAGCUGGAUAAUAAAAGUGCUGGUCUACUACACAUUGAGGUUGUAGCAGAAUAGCCGAAUAAAUACAUUGCAGUGGUAAUAUUAUAAGACUAACUGACAUAUUCAUGUAUGGAUAUAAAUAUUUAUAAAUAAUCAAAUUAUAUUUAAUGAA